AAAAAUACAUUUUAUUAUCAUCAAAUAUUUACUAUGCAUCAUGGUCUUUGUGGCACCAUUAGGUAUUAAGUGUAUUAGGGCCUUUAGGCCUUUGUUUUAGGAAAAAUAAAAAAACAAAAGGACUCCCAACUUUCCUUGGGAUGACAUUGGGGAGGAGCCAGAUAUGUGAACAAACAUAAAAGCAACAUUUUAAAAUAAUUCUGACAUUAUUUUGAGUCAUCCAGUCAAUUCAAUAUAGGAUUCUGAGACAUGUUUAUGGUCGAUACUUGUUGAUCACUCUUGGUUCCCUCCCCCACCCCCCUCCUACAACCUUCCUUUUAUGAUACUUUCCAGGGUCCCCAAACUCAAACCAAACUAGGCACAGCUGACCUGGAGCAAGGCCCCUUGCCUGCUGAUCUGUCAGGCAUCCAGACAGGCGAGGCUAUGGGAGCCCCCGGUCCGAGGCUGCCUCGGAAGGCUCCUGUUAUCCUCUAAGAGAGUCAAAUGCACCUUUCAAAGGCCCAGACACGGUAAAGAUUGGAUGGCAUUUUUGGCCGGGCGCGGUGGCUGACACCUGUAAUCCCAGCACUUUGGGAGGCCGAGGCGGGCGGAUCACGAGGUCAGGAGAUCGAGACCAUCCUGGCUAACACAGUGAAACCCUGUCUCUACUAAACAUAGAAAAAUUAGCCAGGCGUGGUGGCGGUCGUCUGUCGUCCCAGCUACUAGGGAGGCUGAGGCAGGAGAAUGGUGUGAACCCGGGAGGCGGAGCUUACAGUGAGCCGAGAUCGCGCCACUGCACUCCAGCCUGGGUGACAGAGUGAGAUUCCGUCUCAAAAAAAAAAAAAAAAAAAAAAAAAAAAAAAAAUUGAAGAUUGGAUGGCAUUUUUAAGGGGAAAAGUAAACCAUGUGUAGCAUGUCGUAGCAUUGGGAAAUAAAGGUUUCGGGACCGUUGCAGCCGAAGAAACUUUGUCGGACAGGGCGUUUCUGGAUAGAACGCGGGUAGGGGAAAAAUGGGGACCCUUUGAUUCGGUUCAAACACGUUUUCAUUGCUCUGGACGCCAAAUGGAAACACGGCCAAAAUUUAGUUAAAGGACCUCUCUUGCCUGAAGAUUUUCGGCCGGCGAUCUCACGGGUUUGGCUUCUGGCUUGGGAUGACAAGUGCCCCUGUGGGAUACACAGCCCCAGGCCUCAUCGGUCACUCGGCUUCCCUCUGGUUCCGCCGGCUGGCCCGGGCGUCCUUGGCCGGGGCAGGAGCACCGCUGCGCGCAGGGCACGGAGCCUCGGCCGCCGAGUUUUCGGUUUCCAAGUUUCCUUCCCAGGCCUCUCCCACUUCCUCUUCCCACCAGUGCCCGCCCGCCCGCAAAGUCCGGGUUGUGAGGCUGCGCCUCCCGCAGGAUCGCGGCCGCCUCCCCCCGGGACUGAAGGGAGGGAAUUCCUGUGGGUCUCAGGAGUGCCAAGAGUGCGCAGCAAGACGGGAAAUUGCAAAAGACCUCACCCCUCUGCCCUCCCCCGCGGUUUUCCAGUAACUCCCGCCCCUCCGCGCUUGCCCCGCAGCUGAUUCAUAGCCCCGGCCCGGGCCGUCUCUGCACGUCCGCCCCGGCGCCCGCACCCGCGCCCCACGCGCCGCCGAGGACUCGGCCCGGCUCGUGGAGCCCUUCGCCCGCGGCGUGAGUACCCCCGACCCGCCCGUCCCCGCUCUGCUCGCGCCCUGCCGCUGCGCCGCCCUCGGCGGCUUUUCCGACGGGCGAGCCCGGUGCUGCGCGGGAAAGAAUCCGACAACUUCGCAGCCCUUCCCGGCUGGACGCGACCGGGAGUGCAGCCGCCCGUUCCCCUCCUCGGUGCCGCCUCUGCCCAGCGUUUGCCUUGGCUGGGCUACCACCUGCGCUCGGACGGCGCUCGGAGGGUCCUCGCCCCCGGCCCGCCUACCUGAAAACCAGAACUGAUGGCUCUAUUUGCAGUCUUUCCGACAACAUUCUUCUUAACAUUGCUGUCCUUGAGGACUUACCAGAGUGAAGUCUCGGCUGAACGUUUACCAUUGACUCCUGUAUCACUUAAAGUUUCCACCAAUUCUACACAUCAGAGUUUGCAUUUACAAUGGACUGUCCACAACCUUCCUUAUCAUCAGGAAUUGAAAAUGGUGUUUCAGAUCCAGAUCAGUAGGAUUGAAACAUCCAAUGUCAUCUGGGUGGGGAAUUACAGCACCACUGUGAAGUGGAACCAGGUUCUGCAUUGGAGCUGGGAAUCCGAGCUCCCUUUGGAAUGUGCCACACACUUUGUAAGAAUAAAGAGUGUGGUGGACGAUGCCAAGUUCCCUGAGCCAAAUUUCUGGAGCAACUGGAGUUCCUGGGAGGAAGUCAGUGUACAAGAUUCUUUUGGACAGGAUAUAUUGUUCGUUUUCCCUAAAGAUAAGCUGGUGGAAGAAGGCUCCAAUGUUACCAUUUGUUACGUUUCUAGGAACAUUCAAAAUAAUGUAUCCUGUUAUUUGGAAGGGAAACAGAUUCAUGGAGAACAACUUGAUCCACAUGUAACUUCAUUCAACUUGAGUAGUGUGCCUUUCAUUAGGAAUAAAGGGACAAAUAUCUAUUGUGAGGCAAGUCAAGGAAAUGUCAGUAAAGGCAUAAAAGGCAUCGUUCUUUUUGUCUCAAAAGUACUUGAGGAGCCCAAGAACUUUUCUUGUGAAACCCAGGACUUCAAGACUUUGCACUGUACUUGGGAUCCUGGGACAGACACUGCCUUGGGGUGGUUUAAACAACCUUCCCAAAGCUACACUUUAUUUGAAUCAUUUUCUGGGGAAAAGAAACUUUGUACACACAAAAACUGGUGUAAUUGGCAAAUAACUCAAGACUCAGAAGAAACUUAUAACUUCACACUCAUAGCUGAAAAUUACUUAAGGAAGAGAAGUGUCAAUAUCCUUUUUAACCUGACUCAUCGAGUUUAUUUAAUGAAUCCUUUUAGUGUCAACUUUGAAAAUGUAAAUGCCACAAAUGCCAUCAUGACCUGGAAGGUGCAUUCCAUGAGGAAUAAUUUCACAUAUUUGUGUCAGAUUGAACUCCAUGGUGAAGGAAAAAUGAUGCAACAGUACAAUGUUUCCAUCAAGGUGAACGGUGAGUACUUCUUAAGUGAACUGGAACCUGCCACAGAGUACAUGGCGCGAGUACGCUGUGCUGAUGCCAGCCACUUCUGGAAAUGGAGUGAAUGGAGUCGUCAAAACUUCACCACACUUGAAGCUGCUCCCUCAGAGGCCCCUGAUGUCUGGAGAAUUGUGAACUUGGAGCCAGGAAAUCAUACUGUGACCUUAUUCUGGAAGCCAUUAUCAAAACUGCAUGCCAAUGGAAAGAUCCUGUUCUAUAAUGUAGUUGUAGAAAACCUAGACAAACCAUCCAGGUCAGAGCUCCAUUCCAUUCCGGCACCGGCCAACAGCACAAAACUAAUCCUCGACAGGUGUUCCUACCAAAUCUGUGUCACAGCCAACAACAGUGUGGGUGCUUCUCCUGCUUCUGUAAUAGUCAUCUCUGCAGACCCUGAAAGCAAAGAUGUUGAGGAAGAAAGAAUUGCAGGCACAGAGGGUGGAUUCUCUCUGUCUUGGAAACCCCAACCUGGAGAUGUUACAGGCUAUGUUGUGGACUGGUGUGACCAUACCCAGGAUGUGCUCGGUGAUUUCCAGUGGAAGAAUGUAGGUCCCAAUACUACAAGCACAGUCAUUAGCACAGAUGCUUUUAGGCCAGGAGUUCGAUACGACUUCAGAAUUUAUGGGUUAUCUACAAAAAGGAUUGCUUGUUUAUUAGAGAAAAAAACAGGAUACUCUCAGGAACUUGCUCCUUCAGACAACCCUCACGUGCUGGUGGAUACGUUGACAUCCCACUCCUUCACUCUGAGUUGGAAAGAUUACUCUACUGAAUCUCAACCUGGUUUUAUACAAGGGUACCAUGUCUAUCUGAAAUCCAAGGCGAGGCAGUGCCACCCACGAUUUGAAAAGGCAGUUCUUUCAGAUGGUUCAGAAUGUUGCAAAUACAAAAUUGACAACCCGGAAGAAAAGGCAUUGAUUGUGGACAACCUAAAGCCGGAAUCCUUCUAUGAGUUUUUCGUCACACCAUUCACUAGUGCUGGUGAAGGCCCCAAUGCUACGUUCACGAAGGUCACGACUCCGGAUGAACACUCCGCGAUGCUGAUUCAUAUCCUACUGCCCAUGGUUUUCUGCGUCUUGCUCAUCAUGGUCAUGUGCUACUUGAAAAGUCAGUGGAUCAAGGAGACCUGUUAUCCUGACAUCCCUGACCCUUACAAGAGCAGCAUCCUGUCAUUAAUAAAAUUCAAGCCAUGAAACAGGUGAUUGGAGCUGUGAUUUCUUCUGUCAGGGGAAAUCUUUUGGUUUUCAACAUCACCUCCAGGUUACUUGUGACCAGGAAGAAACAUGAACAACGUUGAAGCUCUAAGUGUAUUUCACGUGCUUAAUAUACUUUGAUGCAUGCAUGCACGCACACAAAUGUCUAUAUUUACAUAUUUUUGUUUCCUUUCUAGGAGAACCCUCACCUAACAAUAAUGAAUGUCAGUGACUGUAUCCCAGAUGCUAUUGAAGUUGUAAGCAAGCCAGAAGGGACAAAGAUACAGUUCCUAGGCACUAGGAAGUCACUCACAGAAACUGAGUUGACUAAGCCCAACUACCUUUAUCUCCUUCCAACAGAAAAGAAUCACUCUGGCCCUGGCCCCUGCAUCUGUUUUGAGAACUUGACCUAUAACCAGGCAGCUUCUGACUCUGGCUCUUGUGGCCAUGUUCCAGUACCCCCAAAAGCCCCAAGUAUGCUGGGACUAAUGACCUCACCUGAAAAUGUACUAAAGGCACUAGAAAAAAACUACAUGAACUCCCUGGGAGAAAUCCCAGCUGGAGAAACAAGUUUGAAUUAUGUGUCCCAGUUGGCUUCACCCAUGUUUGGAGACAAGGACAGUCUCCCAACAAACCCAGUAGAACCACCACACUGUUCAGAGUAUAAAAUGCAAAUGGCAGUCCCCCUGCGUCUUGCCUUGCCUCCCCCGACCGAGAAUAGCAGCCUCUCCUCAAUUACCCUUUUAGAUCCAGGUGAACACUACCGCUAACCAGCAUGCCGAUUUCAUAUCUUAUGCUACACAGACGUUAAGAAGAGCAGAGCUGGUACCCUCUCAUCACCAGUGGCCUUGGUCCUUAAUCCCAGUACGAUUUGCAGGUCUGGUUUAUAUAAGACCACUACAGUCUGGCUAGGUUAAAGGCCAGAAGCUAUGGAACUUAACACUCCCCAUUGGAGCAGGCUUGCCCUAGAGAUGGCAGGAUCAUGGGCGCAUGCUUACCUUCUGCUGUUUGUUCCAGGCUCACCUUUAGAACAGGAGACUUGAGCUUGACAUAAGGAUAUGCAUUAACCACUCUACAGACUCCCACUCAGUACUGUACAGGGUGGCUGUGGUCCUAGAAGUUCAGUUUUUACUGAGGAAAUAUUUCCAUUAACAGCAAUUAUUAUAUUGAAGGCUUUACUAAAGGCCACAGGAGACAUUACUAUAGCAUAGAUUGUCAAUGUAAAUUUACUGAGCGUGUUUUAUAAAAAACUCACAGGUGUUUGAGGCCAAAACAGAUUUUAGACUGACCUUGAAGGGAUAAGAAUCUAUAGUUCACUGACACAGUAAAAUUAACUCUGUGGGUGGGGGCGGGGGGCAUAGAUCUAAUCUAAUACGUAAAAUGUGUGAUGAAUCAACAAGAUUUCCACAAUCCUUCUGUCAAGCUUACUACAGUGAAAGAACGGGAUUGGCAAGUAACUUCUGACUUACUGUCAGUUGUACUUCUGCUCCAUAGACAUCAGUAUUCUACCAUCAUUUUUGGUGACUACCUCAAAACAUAAAAAGGAAAGUAUAUCACAUAAUUCCAUUCACAGUUUUUGGUUCCUCUUUUCUUUCAAGAACUAUAUAUAAAUGACCUGUUUUCACUUAGCAUCCUUUGGACUCUGCAGUAGGUUGUUUGGGUCAAGAUAACUCUCAGUCACAUUUAUAUUCAUAUUAUGCUAAAAUAGUAAAAUGAAACCUCAUUGUUGGACAUAAUUUAGAUAUAACUAAAAAGUUCUAUGGAGUGGGAAAUUCCGUGUUGGCUCUGGAGCAACUUUGUCUCCUCUGAACCAAUAUAUUCCAAACCAAUAUAUGCAAAGCACCUGGUACGCAACUGGUAUUUUAGUACAUGUUGGUCCUUUUGGUGCAAUCUCAGCUCACUGCAGCUUCUGCCUCCUAGAUUCAAACAGUUCUCCUGCCCCAGCCUCUGGAGCACCUAGUAGGACUCCAGGUGCAUGCUACCACACCUGACUAGUUUUUAUAUUUUUAGUAGAGAUUGGGUUUUACCAUAUUGGCCAGGCUGGUCUCAAACUCCUGACCUCAGGUGAUCCACCUGCCUCGGCUUCCCCAAGGGCUGGGAUUACAGGUGUGAGCCACCAUGCCCAGCCUAUUUGUCACAUUAUUUGUCACAUUUAUUUUACUUUUAUUUUUUGAGACGAAAUUUCACUCUUGUUGCCCAGGCUGGAGUGCAAUGGUGCAGCCUUGGCUCACUGCAACCUCCGCCUCCCAGGGUCAAGCAAUUCUGCUGCCUCAGCCUCCUGAGUAGCUGGGAUUACAGGCAUGCACCACCACACCCAGCUAAUUUUGUAUCUUUACUAGAGAUGGGGUUUCACCAUGUUGGUCAGGCUGGUUUCGAACUCCUGACCUCAGGUGAUCUGCCUGCCUUGGCCUCCCAAAGUGCUGGGAUUACAGGCGUGAGCCACUGCACCUAGCCGUCACAUUUCUAAACAAGCAUGAAAGGGGUUCCUUUUUGUCUUGCCUGCCGUCAGCAUGGUGGAAAUGGCUCUGCCUAUGCUCAUGCCUCUGGUGCCCAAUGCCUUGCGCUGUGCCAUUCAACACUAUGAAGACAAACAAGUAGCCACACCUCAAAAUAAUGUGGCUGUCAACUGGCCUAAAUAAACCUACACAAACCAGUAAUUGCCUUUUGCUGGAAACAUUGAUUAUGUGCUCCUCACGUAGUAGAAAGCGGUAUCCUGAUUAGUCUAACAGUUGUGUUAGACUUUAGGGCCAGUAUUGUCAGCAUUUAUUUAUUUAUGUACCUUUGUUAUGAUGGGAUUAUAUUUUUCAUUUGAAACUUGUUCACAAAAAUGUCAAUGACAUUGAUGACUGAUUUGUACAUAUUUUUCAUAUAGUUUUGUUUAAAAAAUAAUUCACACAAAAGCUUGAAGUCAUUUUUGCUAUUGAAAUAAACCUUAAUUAAAAUA
This is a messenger RNA of Pongo pygmaeus (Bornean orangutan), 7241 nucleotides long. RefSeq names its product oncostatin M receptor (gene OSMR). The coding region runs from base 1922 to 4297 and encodes 791 amino acids. The transcript has 18 exons. The record is from RefSeq and is a predicted model, not a curated record. Lineage: Eukaryota; Metazoa; Chordata; Mammalia; Primates; Hominidae. Gene Ontology annotation, molecular function: cytokine receptor activity; protein binding. Gene Ontology annotation, cellular component: membrane.